GAAAUACUCUGCCAUUGAUUGUGUCAAUGAAUUCCUGCGUGAGCAGUCUGGUCUAUCGAGCGAGGAGUUGGAUCCCUAUCUCUUCAAUUACUCCGGGCAUGAUGCCAUCAAUCACCUCUUCGAGGUCAGUUCUGGCCUUGAUUCGCUGGUCCUGGGCGAGGCGCAAAUCUUGGCACAGGUGAAAGCCUGCCACGAGCAUUGCAUUGCCAAGGGCGGACCCGAAGAAGAGGAGAAGGUCCAGGGUGCUGGUGGAAAGAUCGUCGCGAAGAUGUUGAAUGCCGGCAUCAGGAUCGGGAAGCAGGUUCGCACGCGAACAAAGAUUGGGAAAGGCUCUGUCUCGGUAUCCAGUGCAGCAGUCGAGCUCAUGAUGAGCAGGUCAAUGCAAGACCUGCGAAAACCAGCCAGCAAGGUCCAUGUUGGAGUCAUUGGUGCUGGCAAAAUGUCGAGGCUUUUGCUGCUGGCCCUCUUCAGCAAACAUCCAGACAUCAAGGUGACCUUGGUCAACCGCUCGGUGGACAAGGCUGAGGCAGUUUUGGAAGAUGAGCUGGUGAAAGCUCGUGGCGGCAGCAAUGCCUCCGUUGCCAGCACGGAUGAUAUGUUUGAUGUCAUGAAGGAGUGCGAUGUGGUCUUCACUGCGACCGGAAGUGAGGUGCCAAUCAUUCACCCUGAGAAUGUGGAAGGACGUCAACGACCGCUGAUGUUGGUGGACAUCUCUGUGCCUCUGAACGUCGCCAAAGGCUGUGAAGAUGUAGAGAAUGUCUUUUCAUACUCAGUGGAUGAUCUGCAGAAGGUCGUCCAGGCCAACGCGCAAAAGAGGCAGGCUGAGGUUGAGAAAGCGAAGAAGAUCAUCAGUACUGAAGUGGGAAAGUUCAAGGUAUGGCAGGCCUCACAGGGGGCUGUGCCGUAUUUGGCGGCACUUCAGGUCAUGGCGGAGAACGUUCGAAAGAUGGAGACAGACAAUUUGUCCCACAAGCUCAAGGGCCUUGAUGAAAGGGAGCGUGCAGCUGUGGACAAGUUGACUCGACACAUUGUUGAUCAGAUCUUCCGACCCAUCUACUACUCCAUGAAGGAAGAUGAGGCAAUGGAGGCGAAGAAGGAUAAGAUUUGGGCGCUGAAGAGCAUGUUCAAACUGGAUCCUGUCUACAAACGCGGCAUCCUCACAGAGGCGCUCGUUGACAAUUCCGAUGCGGGUGAUGUUUUUUUAGAGCCUGCGACAUUCCUGCGCAUCGAGGGGGACUCACCAGCUCCGCUGCUGUGUCGGCAGGCAGUCACCCCAGAUGGUUUCCGCUGGGGUUACCGAGCAGGGAAUGGCACCUUCAUCUCGGUCGUCGGUGGUGAGAAAGGCCAGAUGGCGGAGAGAGGUCUGCAAUUCCCGACCCUACAUCCCGACUGCGAUGUUUGGUGGCGUGAAGUUUCGGAGGAUGUCAUCCCACCAACACCUGAGCUUUCGAUGCCCGUGUGGCAGGACGGCAAAGCUCUGACAGUCGAUGCUGGUCUUGUGGGGCUCUGCUUCGUGAGUGGUGUGAUGGGCUACAUUCUUCUUGAAGGACCCGAGAUGGGCAAAUGCCACUUUGUCACAGAAGAGGGUCAGCCAAAGGUCUUAGCUGGCGGCCUCUUCCACAUUCUUCAGGCACGGCCCAAAGAAGCGCCAUGUGCCGAGGGAGUCCUAACUGCUGAGCGGCUGCGAAGGGACUUGCAUGUGCGCAUUGACCGCUUCUUGGGGGAUCCUGAUCGAGCGCUACUGGAGAGGGUGGUGAGUGCUGGUAGCGACGGAGCCACAGGUGGAAUCUUCACUCGGCUGUUGGAGGGGCUGGAAGCACUGGAUGCAUGUCAGCUUCUGGAGGUACUGUCCGCCUCGCGCUUCGUUCCGCAUAAGCUCAACAUGCUGGGUUUGCAUUUGCUACGCAGCCUCCUGGCUGAACGAAUGGCAGAUGCUCGAGCUGUGGCCAAAGGACACACAUCGCACCCGGACUUUUCCGCUUGGCGUCGUGAUGGUCUCUUGAUCAAGGACUUGGACGAUCCGGCGCUUGGUGGAGAUGAGGGUGUGCGGCAGCUCUUGCGAAUGGUCUCUGGUGAGGACACGCUGGGAAUUCCGGAGUUGUUGAAUUGGCAGCCAAGGAAUGUCACCGUCCAGGAAACUCCAGACCCACAGCAGCAGUUUCACAUUGACACCUUUGCACCCAUUGUCAAGGUGUGGGUCUUUCACGAUCCACCUGGUGUCAACUUGUCGCAGGGACCCUUGCUCUUCUCUCGGCGAAGUCACCGCAACUCUGAGGCCAAAUUGCGCUGGAUGCAUGCAUACGCCCAGCCUCCAGCUUUGGAGGCACAAGGCGAGCCCUCCUUCCGACUGCGGGGAUGCGCAGCUGCGACUGAAGCAGCUUUGGAUUUUGUUGAAGCAGUAGAAGGCAAGCUUGAUAUGGAGGCUGCAGCUGCUGCAGCCCCCGUUCUGCCACUGCCAAACACCCGCACUCUGGUAGUGGCAGAUACCAGUGCGCUUCACGCCCGUGGUCCAGGUUUGCCUGGCCAAGUGCGUCAGUCCUGGCGUCUGAGUGGCGACAAUGAUGGUGGCUUGAAGCGCUUGAACCCAUACCGGUUGGAGGAGGAUCACGAAGAACUCUGA
Molecule: messenger RNA, 2620 nt
Organism: Cladocopium goreaui
Lineage: Eukaryota; Dinophyceae; Suessiales; Symbiodiniaceae
Source: the annotation of a GenBank genome assembly